Molecule: messenger RNA, 1810 nt
Organism: Hibiscus syriacus
Lineage: Eukaryota; Viridiplantae; Streptophyta; Magnoliopsida; Malvales; Malvaceae
Product: calcium-dependent protein kinase 1-like
Exons: 9
Coding region: 1-1599 (532 amino acids)
Biological process (GO): intracellular signal transduction; protein autophosphorylation; peptidyl-serine phosphorylation
Cellular component (GO): nucleus; cytoplasm
Molecular function (GO): calcium-dependent protein serine/threonine kinase activity; calmodulin binding; calcium ion binding
Source: RefSeq, a predicted model, not a curated record
AUGGGUAACUGUAACGGUGUUCCAUCUGCCGGUAACCAAUCCCGACCGGACACCAACAACAGCAAGGAUCCCCACCAUGGCAUCAGUGUCAUACCUGUUGAUGCAUCGGCUCCAAGACCACCAAAACCUCCAACCCAGCACCUGUCGUCCCCCGCCGCCCCCAGCCACCACAUCGCUACCUCCACUGCUCCACAGAUGAGUCGUGUGCUCGGUCGUCCCAUGGAGGAUGUCCAGUCAACUUACGACUUCGGCCGUGAGCUCGGUCGUGGGCAGUUCGGUGUUACCUACUUGGUGACUCACAAAGAAACCAAGCAACAAUUCGCUUGUAAAUCUAUCACUACCCGUAAGCUUAUCAACCAUGAUGAUAUCGAAGACGUCCUCCGCGAAGUCCAGAUCAUGUACCACCUCACCGACCACAGGAAUAUUGUGGAGCUGCACGGUACUUACGAGGAUCGGCACUUCGUGAAUCUAAUAAUGGAGCUUUGUGCUGGAGGGGAGUUGUUUGACUGGAUUAUAGCAAAGGGUCAUUAUUCAGAGAGGGAGGCGGCUAAAUUGUGCCGGUAUAUCGUGACAGUGGUGCAUAACUGUCAUUCCAUGGUGGUUAUGCAUAGGGACUUGAAGCCUGAGAAUUUCUUGUUCUUGAGCAAGGACGAGGAUUCUCCAUUGAAGGCUACAGAUUUCGGUUUCUCAGUACUUUUUAAGCCAGGAGAUGUUUUUAAGGAUCUUGUUGGAAGUGCUUAUUAUGUGGCUCCCGAAGUACUGCGCCGCCGCUAUGGACAUAAAGCUGAUAUUUGGAGUGAUGGGGUGAUUCUUUACAUUCUCCUCAGUGGGGUCCCAGCAUUCUACGGAGAAACUGAACAGAAUAUCUUUGAUUCUAUUCUUCGGGGAAAUAUUGAUUUCUCAUCAGAUCCAUGGCCCUCUGUUUCCAGCAGUGCCAAAGAUCUCGUGAGGAAGAUGCUACGAGAUGACCCUAAAGAUCGGAUUUCAGCAGUUGAAGUCUUGAAUCAUCCAUGGAUGCGUGAAGAUGGUGAUGCAUCUGAUAAGCCUCUUGAUGUUGCUGUUUUAUCUAGAAUGAAGCAAUUCAGGGCAAUGAACAAACUCAAAAAAGUUGCUUUGAAGGUAAUUGCAGAAAAUUUAUCUGAAGAGGAAAUCAUAGGUUUGAAGGAGAUGUUCAAAUCAAUGGACAUUGAUCAUAGCGGAACAAUCACCUUUGAGGAGUUGAAAGAUGGACUUCCUAAACUCGGUACUAAGCUUUCUGAGCAUGAAGUGAGGCAGUUAAUGGAAGCGGCUGAUGUUGAUGGAAAUAGAACAAUUGAUUACAUUGAGUUUAUAACAGCUACCAUGCACAUGAAUAGAAUGGAAAGAGAAGAACACUUGUACACUGCUUUCCAAUACUUUGACAAAGACAAUAGCGGUUACAUUACAAUGGAAGAGCUAGAGCAGGCCCUUAAGAAGUAUAAUAUGGGUGAUGAGAAAGCAGUAAAAGAGAUCAUUGCUGAAGUUGAUACAGACAGGGAUGGAAGAAUUAACUAUGAUGAGUUUGUUGCGAUGAUGAGAAAAGGCAACCCAGAGUUGGCCAAUAACCGACGACGCAAGUAAAGCCUGAAUGCAGCCUGCAUAUCCGCUGGCUCAAAUUCAACUCUAUAAUGGUUAAUGUAUAUUUUUUGUUUUACUAUGACAGCAAUCAAGUGUAAACUCAGUUUCACCAUCUGAAAUCGAGAAACAACCCUUGUUUUAAGAAAUUAUUAGUCGUUUGUUUAUUUGUGCUCCGAGAAAUGAAUAGAUUGCCAUCAAACUGCAGGGUACUGAA